This is a messenger RNA of Telopea speciosissima, 1588 nucleotides long. Its product is annotated as hydroquinone glucosyltransferase-like. NCBI's taxonomy places the organism in Eukaryota, Viridiplantae, Streptophyta, Magnoliopsida, Proteales, Proteaceae. Gene Ontology annotation, molecular function: UDP-glycosyltransferase activity. The transcript is spliced from 3 exons. The coding region runs from base 31 to 1458 and encodes 475 amino acids. The record is from RefSeq and is a predicted model, not a curated record.
UCUCUCUCAACAACAGCAUCAUCUCUUACCAUGGCAGAAACCCAGGAAGAUCGUCCUGUCAUCACUCUUCUACCUAGUCCAGGGAUGGGUCAUCUCAUCCCCCUCGCCGAGUUUGCCAAGAAGCUCGUCCAAUACCACAACUUCUCUGUCACCUUCAUUUUCCCAACAGAUGGUCCACUCUCAUCAGCUCAAAAAACUGUUUUAGAAUCUCUCCCCACAUCCAUAAACUUCAUGACCCUCCCUCCCGUGAACUUCGAUGACCUCCCCAAAGAUGUGAAGAUCGAGACCCGUAUCUCACUCACUGUGACUCGUUCCAUUCCUUCUCUCCGCGAAGCAUUCAAGGUCUUAACAGCCACUCAUCGUGUUUCUGCUUUGGUUAUUGAUCUCUUCGGUACAGAUGCCUUCGAUGUUGCCAAGGAAUUCAAUGUUUCUCCUUAUAUCUUUUACCCUACCACAGCUAUGUGUUUGUCUCUGUUCCUCCAUUUACCUAAACUCGAUGAGAUGUACUCUUGUGAGUAUAGAGACAUGCCUGAACUGCUCGAGUUGCCAGGGUGUGUGCCUAUUCAUGGAGGAGAGCUGUUGGACCCUUCCCAAGACAAGAAAAAUGAUGCCUAUAAAUGGCUUCUACACAAUUGCAGGCGUUACAGAGAGGCUGAAGGCAUUUUGAUAAACAGCUUUGUGGGCUUGGAAUCAGGUGCUAUCAAGGGUUUCAAAGGUGCAGACUCAACAGUACCGCCGGUCUACCCAAUUGGACCCCUGAUUCAGAAUGGUACGAGGGAGUCGGCCGAGGGCGUCGUAGGUUCGGAGUGUUUGAAGUGGUUGGACGAUCAGCCAAGUGGGUCUGUUAUAUUUGUUUCUUUUGGGAGUGGUGGAGUCCUCUCGCCGGAGCAACAAAUUGAAUUGGCCUUCGGAUUGGAAUUGAGUGAACAGAAGUUCUUGUGGGUUACAAGGAGUCCAACUCGGGUAGCAAACGCCACUUAUUUCACUGCCAAAAGCAUCGAUGACCCAAUGGCAUUCUUGCCUGAUGGGUUCUUGGAAAGGACCAAAGGGCAAGGUUUGGUGCUUCCAUCAUGGGCCCCACAGAUCCAAGUGCUGAGUCAUGAUUCGACCGGUGGGUUCCUCAGCCAUUGCGGCUGGAACUCGACCUUAGAGAGUGUGGUACAAGGUGUACCUAUGAUCACAUGGCCACUCUUUGCCGAACAGAAAAUGAAUGCAAAGAUUUUAGUGGAUGGUCUGAAGGUUGCACUGAGGCCCAAACCGGCGGAGGAUGCACUAAUUGGGCGAGUGGAGAUCGCGAGGAUGAUGAAAGGCCUGAUUGAAGGUGAAGAAGGGAAGAUGAUAAGGAAUAGAAUGAGAGUACUCAAAGAGGCAGCUUCUAUGGUCCUGAGUGAAGAUGGGUCUUCAACAAAGUCAUUAUCAGAAGUUGCCAACAAAUGGAAGGCCAAAGUAAGCACGUGAAGAUUUUGGGUGUGUGUGUUUUGUUUUGGUUUUUUUUCUUUUCUUUCGGAUUUAUUGUUCUUCCUCUACGGUCUUAGUGGGGGUACUUGGGGCUAUUCUAUAUAGACUCUGUACACUGAAGUUGAUGCUA